Triticum turgidum subsp. durum (durum wheat) is the source of this 1008-nucleotide messenger RNA. NCBI's taxonomy places the organism in Eukaryota, Viridiplantae, Streptophyta, Magnoliopsida, Poales, Poaceae. The record is from the annotation of a GenBank genome assembly.
AUGGCGGGCGGACAAGGAGGCCCUGGUGCGCAUACUGGCGGGGAGGACGGCGGCGCAGCGGUCGGCGAUCCGCCGCGCCUACGCCUUCCUCUUCCGGGAGCCGCUCCUCAACUCCUUCCGCCAGCGGCUCUCCCGCCAGUACUGCCCCGUCACCGUCGACUUCUGGGUACGGCAGCGCACGCACGCAUCUCACCGGUGAACUUCGAAAACCGCGACGCGUUUCGUUUCUCUGACGGCGUCGCUCGCUCGGCUCUCUUGUUUCCUCAGAAGGCGGUCAUCCUGUGGACGAUGGACCCGGCGGAGCGGGACGCGAACCUGGUGCACGGCGCGCUGCGGCGGCGAGGGGACGGCGAUCACCUCGCCGUGCUGGUGGAGGUCGCGUGCGCGUCCGACCCCGACCACCUCGUGGCCGUCCGGCGCGCCUACCGCUCCCUCUUCGGCUGCUCCGUCGAGGAGGACCUCGCGUCCUGCGCCGCGCUCCAGCAGCCGCUGAGGAAGAUGCUGGUGAGCCUCGUGAGCUCCUACCGCUACGGCGGUGACCGCGUCGACGCGGACGUGGCGAGGCUGGAGGCGUCGCAGCUCUCGGAGGCCGUCCGGAAGAAGCAGCCGCACCACGACGAGGUGGUGCGGAUCCUCAGCACCCGGAGCAAGCCCCAGCUCCGGGCGACGCUCCGGCGGUACAGGGAGGACCACGGCACCGACAUCGUCGAGGACAUCGACAGCCGCUGCAGCAGCCAGUUCGCCAGGACGCUCAGGAGCGCCGUCUGGUGCCUGACCUCGCCGGAAAAGCACUUCGCGGAGAUGAUCAGGGAGUCGGUGGUGGGGCUGGGGACGUACGAGGACAUGCUGACGAGGGUGGUGGUGUCGCGGGCGGAGAUCGACAUGAAGCAGAUCAAGGAGGAGUACAGGGCCAGGUUCAAGACCACCGUGACCUGCGACGUCGUCGACGACACCUCCUUCGGCUACAAGGACAUCCUGCUGGCCCUGGUUGGCUGCGAGGAAGAGUGA